Molecule: messenger RNA, 1559 nt
Organism: Momordica charantia (bitter melon)
Lineage: Eukaryota; Viridiplantae; Streptophyta; Magnoliopsida; Cucurbitales; Cucurbitaceae
Product: DNAJ heat shock N-terminal domain-containing protein
Source: RefSeq, a predicted model, not a curated record
ACAACUCACAACCAUUCUUUCUUAGCUUCUCUUAUCUUUUUGAAAACUAGGAAAAUGCAUGCUCCAUGGCUUCCUCUGUACACACCCACAGUUGCAACAAGACACCAUCCAAUUCCAACAAACUUGGGUUUCUGCAACUCUUCUACUUCCAGGAAGCUUUAUGGCAACACUCUGUCAUGCAGGGCUUCUUCUUCAAUCACAGACUUUGAUCUUUACGACCUCCUCGGCAUCGACAACGCCUCCAAUCCAUCACGGAUCAAGGCAGCCUACCGCGCGCUUCAAAAGCAGUGCCACCCCGAUAUCGCCGGUCCUGCUGGUCAUGACAUGGCUAUCAUUCUCAAUGACGCUUAUUCAGUUCUCUCGAAUCCGAAUUCUCGGUCGGCGUAUGAUAAGGAACAAGCAAAAAUGGCAGAACUUCGAGGUUACACAGGGAAGCCAGUUUAUUCAGUAUGGUUGGGAACGGAAAACGAACAACGAGCGGUUUUUGUAGACGAAGUGAAGUGCAUUGGCUGCUUGAAAUGUGCUUUAUUUGCUGGGAAAACUUUUGCUGUUGAGUCAGUUUAUGGGAGAGCUAGAGUUGUGGCACAGUGGGCUGAUCCUGAACAUAAAGUUAUGGAAGCCAUUGAAGCUUGCCCAGUUGACUGCAUUUCGAUGGUGGAAAGGUCAGACUUGGCAGCUCUGGAGUUUCUAAUGUCAAAGCAACCGCGUGGAAACGUACGAGUGGGAAUGGGCAACGCUGCUGGCGAACGAGUGUCGAACAUUUUCGCAGACGUGAAGAAGUUCCAAACCAGAUUCAAGGAGGCCAUGGAGAAGACUACCAAAGAUCAUUUCAAGGGGACGACCUUCGAAAGCGAAGCGCAGUUGGCAGCAAUUCAAACUAUCAGAUCAAUCUCAAAUUGGCUGUUUUGGCAGACAGCCACCCCGGCUGGACCAGGACCCAAGCACAGCCAAAACCUGAUGCGCAUAGGCAGCAAAUCCACACCAGAAAUCAGCAAACUUCAAGCUGCUGCUACUGCAAGGAAACAAGCCAGGGAAAAACUUGAAGGCAGAACAAGAACUGCAGCAAAACAAUACAUAUACAACAAUGAUUACUGGGUUCCUACCACUCUUGCACUUCCAGCCACAACUCAAACUCUGAACAGCACAAUCUCAAAGCCAAGAGUGGAGACCAAAACUAACAGAGAAUCAAAAGACCUUGGUUUUGAAGUGGGUGAUGGUGGUCAUAUUAGCCCCAUGAGAUGGGGAAUACCGGUGUCGAUAUCGAUGAUUGCAACUGCAGUAAUUCAGCUAAUGGCGAGAGACGACGGUGCCAGCAGCUUGAAGGAACACAUUGGGGGCUCUCUUGCACUGGAGUUAGUAAACAGUCACUGGAUGCAGACUACACUGACAGGCAUCACUUGGUAUGUCAUUGGAAUGGCAGUGAUGGGAACGGUAGAAAUGAUUGCAGGAAAGAUUAGGCCUUAAAAACUACACAGAAAGUAGAAGCUGCAUAUAUCGUUACUUCAAAAGAAUUGAAAAGUACAAAUGGAUAUGGUAAAUAAACAUUAUGUAUCUGCUCA